Messenger RNA from Daphnia pulicaria, 771 nucleotides. RefSeq lists its product as uncharacterized. The record is from RefSeq and is a predicted model, not a curated record. The transcript is spliced from 3 exons. Lineage: Eukaryota; Metazoa; Arthropoda; Branchiopoda; Diplostraca; Daphniidae. The coding region runs from base 88 to 771 and encodes 227 amino acids.
CUGAUUCACAAGGAGCUGGAGACAAAAGCUAAGGCAAUUCUUGACCAAAGAAAAACCAAAAAGACUACAGUUGAUACACUGAGAAGAAUGCUGGAGGGCUUACAUGCUCAUUUAAAGACUACUUCCAUUUCUAUCUCUAAAGAAGCAGAAAAUUCGAAGACUCGGACAAAAUUAAGGCGGGUUUUGACUGAAACUAAACGAAAGGCUUUGGAAACGAUUGAAUUAAUUAAUUCUAAGGAUACAACGCUUCCAAUUUCUUACGAGGAUUUCAAUGAAGGUGUCUUUCCUUGGGAAACAGUUCUGGAUCGGGAUGACACGCACUUUCCCACACUUUCCCUUGCCGACAAAUAUAAUAUUGUUGAUUGUUGGAUGCUAUUGAAAAGAGCAAGGGAGGAAAUUACAUUGAGUAAGAAUGAAAUGAUAAACUACAUGCGAUUCCUCAUUGAUAAACGGUCAUCACUACAACAACCAAGUCAAAAACAUACCGGAGAAGACGAGGAGAAAUUUGCGAAAGGGAAAUCCGUCAUGAAAGUUUCUGAAGUUCAUCAUCUUAAUUUAAAAAUUCAAAUGGCUCUAACAACAUUUAAUUUAAAGUGCAACCAGGAUUUUUCAGAUUUCGUAUGUGAAACACAAACAAAUUAUUCUGAACCAGAAUUUGAGUUUGACACAUCUGAUGAAGACAAUUACGAUUCUCUCUCAGAAUCCGAAUAUUCUGAUGAAGAAACAGAAAGCUCAUCUAGCUAUUCGGAAGAUGAUGAAUCUGCAAUAUAA